Molecule: messenger RNA, 1321 nt
Organism: Osmia bicornis bicornis
Lineage: Eukaryota; Metazoa; Arthropoda; Insecta; Hymenoptera; Megachilidae
Product: transmembrane protein 230
Exons: 4
Coding region: 578-931 (117 amino acids)
Cellular component (GO): endomembrane system
Source: RefSeq, a predicted model, not a curated record
CACGUUUCUCCGUUCCGAGCUGUUCAUGGUGGACCGUUGCGAGAUCUCUACUGUGCUUCGUUUCCUGCUGGAUCUUCAGUGCGUCUUUUACAUGAGUACUUUAUCACAAUUAUAAUUACGUUUUAUACGGGCUAGUAUUACAUUGGUUUGAUACUGAUUUGUGACGAACGUUGCGAGUAAACGACUACGCAAUAAAUUUUUGUGCUCUAACCUUACACUCGACGAUGUGUAGAUUUGUGCAGUUCGUGAACUAUUUUCGCUAAUAAUUAACAGGAUUGUAGUGGUUGUGCAUUUUCAUGGGAGAUUUACGUUUCAUUGUUAGGACGAUACUAGUUAUUACUCCAAUUCCAAGAGAUUGUGAUAUAUCAUGAACAGUUUUGUGAGUACUGACAGUUUCGAGUAUUAAGUAUCGAACAACGAAGAAGCAUCGUUGUUCACGAUUACCUUAACCCUAAAAUAAAGUAUUAUGUGUUUACGAAGAACAAGAUACAACGUUGGUGAAACGUAACCGUACAUCCAUUGCGUUUUGCGAACUCCCCUUAGUUUUUACGUUAAACAUCACAUUCAUAAACUGAGUAUGUCCAGAAGGAAACUUGGUGGUGACAAACAAUUUAGCAACGUGGAUUAUACUCAGCUUACCGAAACAGAUAAUGGUUUCAUUGAUUCUCAGUUUGUGAAUCCACCUGUCAAAAUACCAUGGAAAGCUAUUACAUUAGCAGCUCUUCUUUUUAUUGGAGGUACCAUCAUGCUUAUCAUGGGAAGCCUAAUUGUGAGUGGACACUUUGAUUCUAAGUAUUCAGACCGUAUGUGGCCAGUUAUUAUUUUAGGAAUUUUAAUGUUUAUACCAGGGGCUUAUCAUAUGAGGGUGGCUGUUUUAGCUUAUCAGAAAGUGCCUGGUUAUUCCUUUGAUGAUAUACCAGAAUUUGAUUAAUCAAAUGCUAUCUGUUUAUGUAAAAUUAAUUAGAAAUUCUAAUUCUUCUUUAUUAACACAUUAUCUGUUGAAUUUACACAAAGUUUUAUAGAUGUUACAUUACCCAUAUUUAUAUUUUUGUGGUACUUUAACCGGUUAUAAAUAAUCCUUGAAAGAAAUGUAGGACAAUGUAAUGCAGUAUUAUAUUAUAAUAUUUGCUUUAUGCAAAUGAAUAGUGAGUUUAAUUGCAUACUAUGAAAACAUAUACAGAAUAUUCAUACCAAUGUGUUAAGAAUUUAUUUUCGAAGUAAUAACACCAUAUUGGUAUAAACUGUAUGGUCAGAGCUUUUAAAUGUCACACAUAAUAUUAAGAACAGGUACAAAAUACACUGAAAGAUAAUUAUAAUACUA